Messenger RNA from Hypoxylon trugodes, 1262 nucleotides. RefSeq names its product PEBP-like protein. The transcript is spliced from 2 exons. Bases 186 to 701 code for a protein of 171 amino acids. Lineage: Eukaryota; Fungi; Ascomycota; Sordariomycetes; Xylariales; Hypoxylaceae. The record is from RefSeq and is a predicted model, not a curated record.
UAAUUUCAAACAUUAGAAUCAUCCUAUUCGUAGCCUCGUAAUGCCGGAAUCUUCAAAUACGAUAUUAAAUACCAUAGGAUUCAAAAGGAGGGAAUCAUAUGAAAUUCUUCACUUACUUUGCACUGAUUGACGCCAAGCCACCUAAUAUAUCUUAAUCGAUCGCCGCAACCAUAUUAUAAACGAAGAUGCUCGCCCUCGUAGAAGUAACUCUAUCUUGGCUAUUUAAAAACGCCAAAGGUCGCGAUGCGAAGAGCUUCUUUAAGGGACCUGCGUUCGCUGAAUUGCAGGACAAACAGGAGAUCACCGUCACAGCACCCGAAUGCGGCCCCACUAACUCGAUACUCGGUGUCGAGUACACGGCCGACGGCGUAGGCAAAUUCCCUUCUUUGCGCUGGGAAGCACCAGUACAUAUCGCGACGGAGGUCAGGGAAUGGCUGUUGGUUUCAGAGGAUCCGGACGCGCCGUUACCUACGCCUAUUUGUCACGGGAUCUAUGGAGGCAUCGCACCUUCAAAGACAGGUGUCGAUGCUGCUGACUUCGAGAUCGAGGAUAAGAGCAAAGCAAGAUUGAAGGGUGGUUUUCAUUACGGUCGGUCGAGGAAUAGUAAUGUAUAUAUUCCACCAAGGCCGCUUCUGAACCACGGACCUCAUAGAUGUAAGCCAUACCUUUUCAUUACUGUAGUAUCAUGUCAACGUUGUUAAAACUCAACUUUCUAUAGAUUUCUUCGAGGUCGUAGCUCUGAAAGAACCAUUAGACCCUAGCUUGUUGACUGCGACCACCACAAGAGAACAGAUAGGAGAAGCUAUUGUUGGUAAGGUCCUGGCAUGGGGUAUGUGGAUAGGUGUUGCAGAGAGGAAGUGGUAAAAGAUAGAAGAUUAUGAUGUAGCUCUUAAUGAUGGAAGCAGAAAAUAUAGAAGUAAACGAAGCGAUUCUCUAUCGGAUAACCUCGGAACCCAAACACUCCCCUUCAUUUACCCCCUACUAAUUUACCUAUGUCAUAAGGUCAUAUUGUGCUACACAACGUUUCCUAAUAGCGCUAGUAACAAUUGUAUAGAGUUUAUAGGUGCUCAUAACUAACCGCCUAUUGUCCUUCGGGACGUUUUGGAGUGUCUGCACUGCUGUACUGAACUGGUGUAGGCAAUCAAUGUCUUGGAGCGUGUUCAAAAUUUGUUUGAGCUUGUCUGAAUUUGUUGUUUCUGUUGUUUGAAUUUUUUGGCUCUUGAGAUACUGAAUUCGAAUCGACCUCAAGUAACAUUUCUUUU